AUGGAUAUUGAUACGAAUUCAAAUGUUACUGUUGAUUCUUUAUUGAAAACUUAUCCAUCAUUAAAAAGAAUACCUGAUAAAGAUCGUAUUAAAUGCAGUUGGACGCAACAUGAAAUACCAGCACGUGUUGAUGCAAUUGAAAAAUACAUUCAGGGAAAAAAAUAUCAACAAAGUUUAAAGAAGAAAUUCGAUUAUGAUUCUUUGGAUUUGUAUAAAGAAUUUCUUGAACCAAGUACAAAAAAGAAUCAUGAAAAACAAUUAUUUUGCAAAUUAACAUCUCGUCAUUUAAAUAAAGAACCACAUCAUAUCAUGAAGCAUAUUGAAGGAAAAAAAUUCAAACGAGCCUAUGCUCUUUGGCAAAAAUGCCAAGAAGAUGGAACGGAAUAUGCUCCAGUAGGUAGAAGAAAAAAGAAACAACAAAUGUCAGUUGGAGAUGAUGACGAUGAAUAUGUUGAUUUAAGUGAUGAUGAAAUUGUUGUGGAAGAUGAUGAUGAUGAUCUUUCAGAUUUAUAUCCCGAUUUUCGUCGUUUACGUGCAAGUGAUUUAAAAGAAGAAGAAGCAACUACAAAUGAAGAUAAUGAUAAUAAUGCAAGUGGAACAAAAAGAAAAGCCCAAGCAUCACAAAUUAAAAAACCAAAGAAACUUGCAGCACCAAGUUCAAAAAGAAUGCGAGCAUCUGACGAUACAAUGUCUAAUGGAAAUGAUUUAAUUAAACCAACAAAAACAAUGACUUUAACUAUCUGA
Molecule: messenger RNA, 744 nt
Organism: Adineta steineri
Lineage: Eukaryota; Metazoa; Rotifera; Eurotatoria; Adinetida; Adinetidae
Source: the annotation of a GenBank genome assembly